AUGCAGGGUGAGAACCCACCCCACCGGGGGCGCGCGCUUCUGCCCCGGCCCUCGUCCAGCCCAGCCUCUGCCUGCGUGCGCACUCACCGCUGGCCCAGGCUGCGCCAGAGCGCAUCACGGGCACGCCCGCCGGCCAGCCCCGCCCCUCGGCCCCACCCCGGAGCAGCAACUCACAGCUCCCCAGGCAGCCAGAGCCCUGACAGCCAGAAAGCGCAGACCCACCCGGCAGGACAAGGCCGGGUGACUCGAUUUGGGGAAAUUACUUUAUUACCAAUCAACUCGGUUCACUUGGGCUGGCGCAGGAGGGAUUUCCUGCUGCGGCUGCAGGAUACCAUGAGAUACCUGCGCUGCUGCCUGGAGGAGAAUCGCCUUGACCACCUCUUCUCUGGCAAUGAGAACAUGCCCCAGGAGAUCAUCUUGCCCCCUGCCUUCCAAACAGCUGAACCCCUCAACCUUUCCCAGGAAGGAACGCUAGCCAUGGCUGCCACAGAAUUCCUCAUCCGGGUUCUGCUAGGGACCAUUUGGUACCCGCAGAAGGUCGGUGAUGAGCUGGAUGAGACCACGCGUGAGCGCAUGCAGCAACGUGCGCAGCUGCUGAGCUUGGAGAUGUCUCGGCUGCUGCAGGAGCUGGAGCAGAGCAGCCAGGAGCAGAGCAAUAUGGCCUGGGGAGCUCUGCUCUUUGCUGCCUUGCAGCAGCGACAGUUCUGGGCCAUUGCUGGAGUCCUGGUCCUGCUCUUUGGGCUCUGGUGGUGGCUCAGCAGAAGGAGCCAUGAGACCGACAGAUGCAGCAAGAAAGGCAGUUGCAGAAAGAAGGGGCACAGGCAGGAGCAAGAAGGAAAACCCAGUGUUGCUCUGGAUGUGGGCAGAAUUUUGGCGGAGCGCCUUCUGGACGUGCCAGAAUCAUUUGUCAUGGUGGAGGAGCUGGUGGAUGAACUUCUGCGUACCUGCCGAAGACUCUGCAGGAAUAGUUUCAUGCCGCGACUGAUGCCAGCCAUUGGGGAGGGCAGUUUCUGCCAAGGCUGGAGUCCCCGUGAGGAUGACGCCGUCUACCGCCUGCUCGUGCCCCUGCAGGCCCCCCGCGGGCACGCCUUCCACCUCGAGCUGGGCACUGAUGAGGAGAUGCCGGCAAGGAACUCCCGCCUCCGCGUGGAGCUGGUGUGUACCUGCACGAGGGAGCGGCUGGUGAAGGACAUGCUGUGCUUCCUCCACCACCCCAAGGAGGAGCUGAGGAGAAAUCAGGGUCCCAGCCUGCUAGGCACCCUCUGCACCGGCCCCUACCUAGACGUGGAGAAAACCACACGUUGGUUCCAGACAUUGGUACGUGCAGCCUGGCAGGUUUUGCCUCGGUCACAACACAGCCGCCUCACAGUGCUGCCCUCCAGGCGCUCCUGCAAGCUCCGGGUUGUGGAUGCUUCUGAUAGUCUCCUCCUGAUUGAGAUGCUGUUUGGGGUGCAGCAAGGUGACUCGGACACCUUCCUGAGCAUCGAGUAGGCAGAGGCCAGGCUUACCAUCAGCGGGACGUGGCCAGAGAGCUGUGCUAUGGCAGAGGUGCACAUCUUCACGCACAGGGCCAGGCGUGGCGGCACUCCCCGGGGAGCUGGUCCUGCAGAACCAAGCACGCUGGACACGGAGAACACACAGCUCCGUCAGCAGUGGGAAUUGCUGCUGCGCCUUUCCUGCGCAGAAGAAGCACGCCCUGGGGAGCGGGGCCCCAUGCAGCUGAAGGGGCCGUUGCAAGGAGGCUUGCGACAGAGACACCCGUUGCCUGCUGGACGGUGACUGCCCUUCCUCUCUGAGAGACACUGUCC
Messenger RNA from Phalacrocorax carbo (great cormorant), 1808 nucleotides. The record is from RefSeq and is a predicted model, not a curated record. NCBI's taxonomy places the organism in Eukaryota, Metazoa, Chordata, Aves, Suliformes, Phalacrocoracidae.